AUGGAGUUGGUGGACGGACCUGUGGACUACCGGAGGCCACACUGCUACUUGCCGCACCACCCUGUCUUCAAACAAUCAAGCACAACGACGAAGGUCAGGGUCGUCUUCGACGCGUCGUGCAAGACGUCGUCCGGCUACUCGGUGAAUGAAAAGAUGCUCGUUGGACCGGUCGUUCAACCGGACCUGCUGUCGACGCUGCUGAAGUUCCGGUUUCAAGCGGUCGCACUGGUGGCGGACGUCGAAAAGAUGUACCGUCAAGUGCUCGUGCAUCCUGACGAUCGGCCUCUGCAGCGGAUUGUUUGGCGAUUCAACCCGACGGAUCCCAUCUCGACCUACGAAUUGCGGACGGUCACCUACGGCACGGCGAGCGCUCCGUUUCUGGCAACCAGAACGCUUGCUCAGAUCGCGCAAGACAACAAAGAACUCCACCCGGACGCUGCUGAAGCUGUUGCACGAGAUUUCUACGUCGACGACUUGAUUUCUGGUGCGCCGGACGUGGAAACGGCGAUCAAACAGCGCCGCGAGAUAUCUACGAUGCUUGCUGCUGCUGGUUUCCCGCUCAAGAAGUGGGCGUCUAACGCCCCUGAAGUGCUACGAGACAUUCCACCCGAGGAUCUUGCACUUCUGCCGGUUUACGACCUGCAAGAUGGUCAAACUGUAACCACACUCGGCAUCGUUUGGGACCCACAGACAGACACCCUCUGUUUCCGGGUCCAACUACCACCCCCUGCGUCGGUGCUCUCAAAGCGCAAAGUGAUGUCUUACAUCGCACAGAUUUGGGACCCGUUUGGACUGGUUGGUCCAACAACAUUGAAGGCGAAGCUGUUUAUGCAGCGCUUGUGGGCGCUCAAACACAAAGGAGAAGCCUGCGCGUGGGACACCCCGCUCCCACUCAAGAUCCAGCUGGAAUGGAAGGAGUUCCAUAUGCUGCUGCACAUGCUCAGCCAGGUCAAGGUUCCGCGGUUCGUCUCUACGCCUGGCGCCACUAUCCAGUUGCAUUUUUUCUCCGACGCGUCGGAAAAGGCUUACGGCGCCUGCUGCUACGUCCGAGCUGCGGCCGCCAACGGAGUCACCACUCGUCUGCUGUCCUCGAAGUCCAAGGUCGCGUCGCUGUCGUCCCAUGACUCGAUCAACAAAUUGGAGCUAAAUGGUGGCCGGCUCUCUACGCAGCUGUACAAGAAAGUCAAGAAAGCCCUGAACCUGUCUGAUGCCGUUCCAGUCUUCUUCUGGACAGAUUCGCUUACGGUUCUUCAUUGGUUGAACUCUCUGCCCAGCCGUUGGAAGACGUACGUCGCAAAUAGGGUGUCCCAUAUCCAGCUGUGCACCAGCCGCCAUGUCUGGGGACACGUACCCGGCGUCGACAAUCCCGCCGACUACAUCUCUCGAGGACUGAGCCCGCUGGAACUGCUCGAUUGUCUGUGUUGGUGGUUUGGGCCCCUUUGGCUGAAGCAAAACCCGGACUACUGGCCAAAAACUGUGUUGACAGCCGCAGACGCCUCAGCUGUAACCAAGGAAGAACGCAAGGUGCCGAUCGUUGCGAUGACCACCGUCGAGGCUGAUUUCAGCAACCGUGUUUUCAGCUUGACCUCGAGCUUUCCUAAGCUCCGUCGCGACAUCGCAUUCUGCCAGCGCUUUCUUUCCAAGCUUCGUGAACGCUCGGUGCAACGGCGCGAUGCACCUGAACAGUACGCCCCGCUUACUGUUGGAAAAGUAACAACCCCUCUAUCGGUUACGCCGCUCUCUACGCACGAACUCCAACACGCUGAAUUCUCGCUGGUGCGCCUAGCGCAGCAAGAACACUACGCUGAGGAGAUUUCUGACCUCUCUGGAGGUGAACGGGUGUCCAAGUCGUCGCCACUCAAGUGGUUGAACCCGUUUGUUGACGAAAACCGUAUCCUGCGAGUCGGUGGCCGGCUUCGGAACGCCAAACUGACUCACGAAAGCAAACACCCGGUUGUUCUCUCUGCGCGACACCCGGUUGUUCUCUCUGCGCGACACCCGCUAACGGCUCUGUUGGCUAGUUACUUCCACGAGAAACUACUGCACGCAGGUCCCGCCCUCAUGCUGGCCACUCUCCGCCAGAAGUACUGGAUCUUGGGCGGACGAAACCUGGUGAAAUCUGUCUACCAUCGCUGCCACACCUGUUUCCGCAGUAAACCCACGCUGGUAAUCCAGAGCAUAGCAGAUUUGCCAGCAUCGAGGGUCGCACCAACUCGUCCGUUCUCUGUCUGCGGCGUUGACUACUGCGGGCCGUUUUAUAUCAAGUCACCUGUACGAAACCGCGCCCCCACCAAAGUCUACGUGGCCAUUUUCGUCUGCUUUUCGACCAAGGCGGUCCACAUCGAGCUGGUGAGCGAUUUGUCCACGCCAGCAUUCAUCGCUGCUCUACGUCGACUGGUCGCCCGCAGAGGACAGGUUGUCGAGUUGAACUCUGACAACGCGACCGCCUUCAAGGGUGCUGCGAAUGCACUACACCGUGUGUACCAGAUGCUGAAGGUCGAACAAGUCGAUCGGAAUGAGAUUUUCACCUGGUGCGCAGAGAACGGGAUUCGCUGGAAAUUCAUCCCACCACGCGCGCCGCACUUCGGCGGACUGUGGGAGGCGGCGGUCAAAUCCGCCAAAACACACCUACUCAAGACUAUGGGCACCACUAGUGCCAACUACGAGGACAUGCUCACACUGCUGGCGCAGAUAGAGAUGUGCCUCAACUCUCGCCCACUCACGCCCAUGCCGGACGACCCGGCAGACGCUGAAGUCCUGACCCCGGGACAUUUUCUCGUCGGGAGCAACCUCCAAGCCGUUCCGGAAAUGGACCUGAAGGAGAUUCCAGACAACCGCCUGAACAACUGGGAGCUGACGCAGAAACGAGUCCAGCAAAUCUGGGCACGCUGGUACCCCGAGUAUCUGCAGCAGCUUCAGUCACGUGCGACGAAAGGUUGCAACCCACCUGUCGCCGUCGAGGUCGACAGAGUCGUCAUCAUCAAGGAAGACAACGUUCCGCCUGCAAGCUGGCCCCUCGGAAAAAUCGUGAAGCUGCACCCGGGAAAAGACGGCAUCGUUCGGGUCGUGACCCUGAAGACAGCAGCGGCCAAGGAAGUCGUACGUGCUGUCGCCCGCAUCGCUCUCCUGCCAACACCAAGCCAAUGA
Molecule: messenger RNA, 3147 nt
Organism: Culex pipiens pallens (northern house mosquito)
Lineage: Eukaryota; Metazoa; Arthropoda; Insecta; Diptera; Culicidae
Exons: 1
Coding region: 1-3147 (1048 amino acids)
Biological process (GO): DNA integration
Molecular function (GO): nucleic acid binding
Source: RefSeq, a predicted model, not a curated record